AUGUGUUACAUACGAAAGAGAACGUACACGGUAGAUAUUUAUUUCUGGUUUGCGUUCGACCAAAAGCAGAAAAAAUGCAUCGAUUUUGUCUACGGCGGAUGUGGUGGCAACCAAAACAACUUCGAGACCAUUGCAGAAUGUCAGGAGAACUGUGAAGAUUCGAACGUUUGCUAUUUGGAUAUUGUUGUAGGACCAUGUAGAGCAAGAAUUCCUAGGUAUGCGUUUGAUGUUAAGCAGAAGAAAUGCAUCAAAUUCUUCUAUGGCGGAUGUCGUGGUAACGGAAACAACUUUGAAACUCUGGAAGAUUGUGAGAAAAGAUGUCCCAGCAAAUCUUGCGAACAGAAAUACUGA
Messenger RNA from Necator americanus (New World hookworm), 351 nucleotides. RefSeq lists its product as uncharacterized. Gene Ontology annotation, molecular function: serine-type endopeptidase inhibitor activity. NCBI's taxonomy places the organism in Eukaryota, Metazoa, Nematoda, Chromadorea, Rhabditida, Ancylostomatidae. The record is from RefSeq and is a predicted model, not a curated record. The transcript is spliced from 3 exons. Bases 1 to 351 code for a protein of 116 amino acids.